AUGCCAUCCAAGUCGCCCAGUCAAGCCAGAAAUGGGAACCGUAGGAGCCAUACAAAGUCGCGCAUGGGCUGCUUGACGUGUAAGCGACGUCACAUCCGCUGCGACGAGAACUAUCCCCAGUGCCAGAACUGCACUAAGCACAAGGUCAAAUGUUCCUUUCACGAUACACCGUCACAAGAAGAGUUGCUCAUUCAACCUCCGCCUGAGAAUACUCCAUCACAGUCUUGUUCAACCUCUAAACCUCGCCGACCAUGGUCGGCCAAGGCCAGGGCAGAGGUAAGGCAGUGGAGAAGGACAGGGUCAAUGCCUAUACCGGAUGAUCGUAUCAGAAUAACCCUGCAACCAACCAUAUACUCUGAGGAUGACUUAUGCUUCGUUUACCAAGCAGCAAGCAACCAACAUAGACUUACAACGAUGGGAGUGAGUAAGCUCACUGUUAUAUCAUCAUACUUACCGAGCUUUUUUCGUAUCAUCUCGUCGUCUCGCCUGGCGAUGAAUGGGGUACUCGCCCUUUCAGCAUACCAAGUUGCGUCAGUUACUCACUGCCAACAUGCCCGUCGGAAAGAGUAUCAAUAUCAGAUGCUAGCUAUCCAGGAUCUCAGAAGGUGUCUGUCCAACUUUAGGCCGGAGCAUGCUGAUGGAGCCCUUGUUGCCUCAAUGGCCCUGCUAUGGCUCUGUGAAGACAUGUCGAGCCGAAGACAGAUUGCAGAAGGGAUCUCAGCGAUUCUGCAAACAUGCCACCGGCUAGGUCACCAAUCCGGAUUUUAUCACAUGAUAUCAAAAGCAUGGCGUCAAACUGCCCAUCUGCACACAACGCUCAAGACGGAGUGCGGGAAGCCGAGUGGACUACAACGUAUAAUUGUCGAGAUGCAGAAAUUCAAGGCCCUCUUGAAGGAGCAAGAACCGGACGAUGACACUUGGAGACAACUGCGGCUACUCAUCGCCCUUGCGGAGGACUUGACCGAACUGGAGCCAUCAACACCCGCCGAUAAACAAUUCGAACGGAUCCGGCUAUUGCGAGACUACAAACUCUGGCUCCCACUUAACGACCUCUUGACCGGCAGGAACCUGUCGAGCACGCUGAUGGUUAAUGCCUACCUAUACACGAUAGCUUUAUACGCCCAGCGCCAGACAUCGCAGGCGUAUAUGAUUGACCUGGGAGUUGACCUGCCCAGUUUGCUGGAUGAAACGUUCCGGCAAAUCACACCUAUUAACUCGUACCUUGGUCCACUCAACAACCUGAAAGCUCUGGUAUCGUCAUUGUCAUAA
This is a messenger RNA of Fusarium proliferatum ET1, 1269 nucleotides long. RefSeq lists its product as uncharacterized. NCBI's taxonomy places the organism in Eukaryota, Fungi, Ascomycota, Sordariomycetes, Hypocreales, Nectriaceae. Bases 1 to 1269 code for a protein of 422 amino acids. Gene Ontology annotation, biological process: regulation of transcription by RNA polymerase II. Gene Ontology annotation, molecular function: DNA-binding transcription factor activity, RNA polymerase II-specific; zinc ion binding. The record is from RefSeq and is a predicted model, not a curated record. The transcript has 7 exons.